Zingiber officinale is the source of this 1619-nucleotide messenger RNA. RefSeq lists its product as uncharacterized. Bases 112 to 1209 code for a protein of 365 amino acids. Gene Ontology annotation, cellular component: nucleus. Lineage: Eukaryota; Viridiplantae; Streptophyta; Magnoliopsida; Zingiberales; Zingiberaceae. The record is from RefSeq and is a predicted model, not a curated record. The transcript has 6 exons.
CAGAGAAAAGAGGGAUUUGAGUGAGAGGUACGGAGAGCGGGCGAUUUGAGUUUAGGUCGCUGCUCCGUCUCGCUGGAGCCGCCGUUGGACGGCGCUGUACCAGCCAUCGCCAUGGUUUCCGACGAGGAUAUCGCCAGCUGCAUCGAGUCCAUCCUCCGGCAGACUUCCGACCCCGCCGCCACCCUCUCCGGCGUCGUCCGCCAGGUCGAAGCCAAGCUAGGCGUCGACCUCUCCCACAAGUCCGCCUUCAUUCGCGACCAGAUCGAGAUCCUACUGGGCCCCUCUCGCCUGCCGGCGGCCACUUUUCUCGCUUCCCAGCAGCCUCCUCCUGCGGCUUCCCCGCAUAGCCCCUACAUCCUCCUGCCCUACCUGCCGUUGCAACAGCAGUUCUCCACUCACCAGCCAACUUCCUCCGCGCCCUCAGAUCCUUUCCCCCCUCAGCAGCACCCCGGAAUCACUUUCCAGUAUCCCCCGCCCCCGCCUCUGCCAGCUGCCGCCGUCAUGGCAGCAUACCACCUACAGCAGCAGCUCCACCAGACACCGCAGGGCGUCCAUGCUGCCAACCUCCCCCCACCUGCAGCUGUCGCUGUGUCUGCGCCAAAGGAAAGUGCACCACCUAAGGCUAAAAGAAAAGGUGGUUCUGGGGGUCUAAACAAAGUUUGUGGUGUUUCACCUGAACUCCAGCCUAUUGUUGGUGAGGCAGCAAUGUCAAGAACUCAGAUUGUGAAGCAACUCUGGGCUUACAUCCGAAAAAACAAUCUCCAAGAUCCUAAUAAUAAGAGGAAGAUCAUAUGUAAUGAUGAACUUAGGGUGGUGUUUGAGACUGACAGUACUGACAUGUUUAAAAUGAACAAGCUGUUAGCUAAACAUAUUCUUCCACUUGAUUGUGCGAAAGAGACUGCUUCUGAAUUCAAAAGGCUAAAGGCUGAAGAGGUUACUACACCUGAAGUUUCUCAACUUGAUUCUGAUGGAUAUCCUCUUUCUAUUUCUGUUGCUCUGGCCAAAUUUUUUGGAUGUGAAGAAAGAGAGAUGCUCCAAUCUGAUGCUUUGAGCCGUGUAUGGGACUACAUAAAAUCCAAUCAGCUGGAGGAUGAUACAAAUAUGGUGAUUACAUGCGAUACCAAGCUUGAAGAAUUGCUUGGUUGUAAAAGUUUCCCUGUCACAGGCGUAACCGACAUGCUGAAGAACCAUUUACUCAAAAAAACAUGAUCCUAUUAAAUAGCUGACACUUUUCGGUUUCAUCAGCUUGAUCCUAACACUUACAAGGGUGGAAAAAGAACUCUACUAAGACUUGUUACUGGUUGUAUGUUAUAAUUUUAGAAAGUAGUUUCUAAUUAGGUUGUUAUGUAACAUAUUUACCAAUGUUCCUAACACUAUAGUUGACCUACAAUGUUUGGUUUCCCGUUAUGGUUAUCGAAAUCGCAUUGGCCGUGCUAUCUUCUAGCAAUGUAUAUGGAAUACCUCGGAGAUAGAUGAAUACAGAUUGCAACCCCUCCACUCUAACCUUUUAUUGACAACCUUUUGCGGUAGGUUGUGCUCAAUGAUCUCUGCUUGUAGCAUACCACACUAUCACUUCAGCUAAAUUUCAGCUGUGAAAUUUCAGACAAAUUUCUUAUUCA